AUGUAUUCUGCACUUCUAUGCCUGGACCUCCAAAAUGCUUUCGACUCUCUCUGGUGGCCAGCCAUAAAACAGGCCCUCAGAGAGAUUGACUGUCCCAAAAAUCUUUACCAAUUAAUAACUUCUUACCUCGACAAUAGGAAAAGCAUCGUCAUUUACAACAACUCAACCAUCUACAGAAAUCAAUCUAGAGGAUGCCCACAAGGAUCAUGUAUGAGUGCGGACCUCUGGAAUGUCACCUUCAAUCACAUUAUUGACCACACCUGGCCGGAGCACACCAAAAUUGUGGCCUUUGCCGAUGAUGUUGCUUUUAUCGUCAAAGGCUCCACCCGCGACCAUCUCCAAGAAAAUUGCAACGUUACGCUUGACAUCUUCAACCAGCUGUGCCACAGGAUUAAACUGCAAAUCUCUCACUCUAAAAGCCAAGCCCUGAUUAUUCACAAGCUUGGACGCUCCAUCACCAGAUACCCAAUUCUGAAAAUAGGCAACAACAAAAUCAAAUGUGUUAAGUCCAUUAAAUACCUUGGCUUAAUUAUCGACCAUAAGUUCAACUGGAUCGAACACCUUCAACAGAAGAAACUCACCACCGCCAAAAUUGCUCAAUCCCUAAAGACUAUGAGAGGUUACUCCUGGGGCCUCAACAGCAAAAUCAUGAAAAUAUUACUCAAAACUGUAAUCAACAAAAUCAUCACCUAUGCAGCAGCAAUAUGGGCAUUUCCAAUGACAGAGCGCAAAAGAAGAUUAUUAAAUUCAAUUCAGCGACCAUUCUUACUCAACAUAACAAGAGCAUAUGUCACAACUUCAACAAAUGCCCUGCAGACACUCGCCGGAGUUAUUCCCCUACCAAUAGAAACUCAAGUAGAAGCAAUCUCGACAAUAGUAUUACAGCUAAGAAAACCAGCAAAAUUCGCAGAUACCAUGUUCCACCCUGAUGAAUAUGAAGAAAAACCCCCAAAAUACCAGACACAUCCAGCCUUCAAACUCCAUAACCUCCACUGCAACUUCAACCAACCUCCUCCUAACACCAAUAUAACAGCUUUCACAGAUGGAUCCAAAAUUGACAAUAAAGUGGGCUGUGCAGCAACAAUCUGCAUCAACACCAGUACACCUCAAUCAGCACCAGCACAAGUUCACUCGGAAUGGCAGGGGCACCUGAGAUCAAAUAACAGUGUCUACCAGGCCGAAUUAACCGCUAUUCGCCUCGCCAUCAACCACCUGCUACGAGACCCAACAGACACCAUUCAUAUCGUGACAGACAGUCAGUCAUCUAUACAAGCUAUUCAAAGCUUCUACACCAACUCACCAAUAGCACAGGACAUCCAGAAGACCAUAAGGACAAGUAAUAAGCAGUUCAUUCUCUCAUGGACCAGAGGCCAUAAUAAUUGCGAAGGCAAUGAGAGGGCGGACUUCCUUGCAAAACAGGCAGCACUUGAUCAAGUCGGUGACGGUAUAAACAUCCCCUGGCCACAAUCGGCAUUAAAAUCAAAGCUCAAACAACUUGCAACUGAGACAUGGCAGCAAGACUGGGAAAAUGGUACAACAGGACGACGUACCUGCAGCUUUAUACCGAAGAUAGACGAUACACGCACAGUAUCCAACUAUUUCUUGACACAAUAUAUCUCAGGUCACGGCCCUUUCCCUACAUAUUUCUUGGAAAGAAAUUUUACUUCUACUGAUUUGUGCGUAUGUGGGGAAAGAGGCGACCCUGACCAUUAUGUCUUUCAUUGCCCACUAACCGCCAACCUACACGUCAAACACCCUACUCAAGUGGGAAUGGAAUUUAAAAGAUUCCUAAUCAACCAUCAACACACCUACAAAAACAUUAAACUAAUCAUAGACAAGCUACAACAACAAGGUAGAGAACUAUGCCACUCAUAA
Molecule: messenger RNA, 1875 nt
Organism: Stegodyphus dumicola
Lineage: Eukaryota; Metazoa; Arthropoda; Arachnida; Araneae; Eresidae
Source: RefSeq, a predicted model, not a curated record